Messenger RNA from Pelagomonas calceolata, 2774 nucleotides. The record is from the annotation of a GenBank genome assembly. Lineage: Eukaryota; Pelagophyceae; Pelagomonadales; Pelagomonadaceae.
GGAGCAGAGAGCAAAAGCAGGCUAAAAGCACUCGCUGUUGGCCUUAAGCAGCCAGACGCGGUCGCCGCAGCACCACUUUAUAAUACACAAGCGCCUGGCGCCGCUGCGCUGCCACGCCGCGCUCCGAAACAGCCCCUGCAAGCCCCACACCUCGCGAGCGCCUCGAGCCGGCUCUAAACAGCAGCAGUCAUCAUGGCCGAGCCCCCGCCCGUCCAGGUCGUCGCGGGCGCCACACAAGCCCCGCAGCCCAUGGAGGACACCUUACAAAUAACACCUUUGGGCGGCGGCAAAGAAGUCGGUCGUUCCUGCCAUCUACUGGAAUUUCGAGGGAGGUCCGUUUUAUUAGAUUGCGGCAUUCAUCCCGGUAGAUCCGGCUUAGAUGCCCUCCCAUUCUUAGACACCGUAGACUUAUCAACCGUAGACCUACUCCUCGUUUCUCAUUUCCACAUCGACCACGCGGCCGGCGUCCCGUACUUGACGGAGAAAACGGGUUUUAAAGGCAGGAUCUUCAUGACCCACGCCACAAGAGCCGUCAUGAGACUACUACUGUCCGAUUACAUUCGUUUACUACCGUCGGGCGACGGCAGGAAGCAAGGCGGCGAAGGGAGCGGUGGCAGGGACGGCUUGUACGACGAAGCGGACCUAGCUAAUUGUUGCGACAAGGUCGAGUUGGUCGACUUCCACCAGGUCGUCGAACACAACGGCAUUAGGUUCUGGAGCUAUAACGCUGGACAUGUUCUUGGCGCGGCGAUGUUCUACAUCGAGAUCGGGGGCGUGCGCUUGCUAUAUACCGGAGACUACAGUAUGGAGGAGGAUCGUCAUUUAGUACCUGCGGAGGUACCUUCUCUGGAACCGCACGUGUUAAUUAUGGAGAGCACUUACGGAACUCAAAAACAUGAAUCCAGAGAUGUCCGAGAAGCUUUGUUCACGUCGACGAUCGAGCGCAUCGUGCAACGGGGCGGUAGAUGUUUGAUCCCGGCCUUUGCCCUCGGGCGGGCGCAAGAGUUACUGUUGAUCCUGGACGAGUACUGGAAGGAGCGGGAGGAUCUCCACCGGAUUCCCGUCUUCUACGCUUCCAAGAUGGCGACGCGCGCUUUGAGGGUCUACCAGACGUAUAUAAACAUGAUGAACCAGCACGUCCGCGACCAGUGUCGAAACUCGCGGCGAUGGCGUCUUCGCGCGAGUCCACGCGUACACACGCAGGUGAGGGACCAGAUGGACGUCGCGAACCCCUUUAGGUUUGCACAUGUGCAAAAUUUGAAUUCGGUAGAUGAUCUCGACGACACGGGGCCCUGCGUCGUCAUGGCGGCUCCUGGUAUGCUCCAGAGUGGUGUUUCUCGUAGAUUGUUUGACAAGUGGGCCUCGUCGGAACGGAACGGUGUGGUCAUUGCGGGGUACUCCGUCGAAGGCACGCUGGCGAAGCAAAUCUUGAGUGAACCGGACGAGGUGAGAACGAUGGACGGGCGGGUCCAAGCGCGACGGUGUACGGUGGUCUCUGUCAGUUUCAGUGCCCACGUCGACUUCUUCCAGAACUUUUCGUUCGUGGAGGCGACGCGGUCCGUGACGCAGUGUCUGUUUCUGAAGGUUUCUGAACUUCAACUUUGGGAAGAUGGCGUCUCCACGAUAUCACGCCGCCGCGACGCCGUCGACGUGGCCGUCAGAGAGUCGACGUGUCUCGCGACGCCGUCGGUCGACGCAGGCCCGACAACAUCGUCUUAGUGCAUGGCGAGAAGAACGAGAUGGACCGCCUGAAGGGUAAACUAGUGCAAGAAACAAACAAGUGGCCGUCGGACAGAAGACCGACCGUGUCUUCGCCGGAGAACGGCCAAUUGGUGAAGAUGAAGUUCCAACGCGACCGACGGGCGGCCUGCGUGGGCGCGACGUGGGACGACGAUCAGAUGAGUGACGUAGACAAGCCGAAACGUAGGAGAGUGCAGGCUGGCGUACUCGUAAGGAGGGAUUUGAGAACGACGCUCUACGCUGAUGAUGAAUUAAGGGACAGUUCGCCUCUCGCGGUCACGGCCUUAGCGCAGACGGUACGACUACGAUUAAGUUGUGGAGUAGAUGGCUUGGACUUUCUGCUGAGGCAGACCUUCGCGGACGUGCAAGAGGGCACUGCGACAGAUGACGAGUGCGACGGCGCCUUCGAGAAAGGAUGGGUCAUUUGUGGCGCCGUGCGUGCGUCUGUUUAUGGACUAGAAGCAGGGGAGAAGGAGUUAACAUUAAAUUGGAAUGCGGCACCCUUGGGUGAUGCGGUCGCCGACGCCACUGCUUGUCUCGCGUUACACGCGGCGACUUCCGUACCAGCUUUGAGGAAUGCGGGGCCCUGCUGCGCGCCGCCGGCGACCCAGCGCGACGGCGGCGCCGCUGCUGCCGCAUUGGUCCGGGACGCGUUAUCUGAUUCCUUCGGUGAGGAGAACGUGACGGAUUGCGAACCGGCGGACGGCGACGAACAAGAGUACAUUUGUCUGAUGAAGGUCGUCCUCGACGAGCAGAGCGCGACCUGUGGAUUAGUGCGCGAAGGGAGCGAGCUGCGCGCCGACGUCGCGUCGGACGACGACGCGCUGCGAAGGCGGCUGCGGAAGCUGCUCGAGCGGACUUUGUCAGUGUGCGUGCCGAUCCCGACUUCGAGUGGGGGGUAACAUGGAGUGCUGGGUUUUCGCGUCGGCGGCGUACCGUUUUGGCAUCCCGUGCUAGCACUAGUGCGCGCGGGCGUUUAGUCGAUGUUACGGUGCUAGGACUAGCGCGCGGGCGUUUUGGCUAGCUUGUAGACC